This is a messenger RNA of Aricia agestis (brown argus), 1965 nucleotides long. RefSeq lists its product as uncharacterized. The coding region runs from base 126 to 1721 and encodes 531 amino acids. The record is from RefSeq and is a predicted model, not a curated record. Gene Ontology annotation, cellular component: ciliary basal body; pericentriolar material; centriole. Gene Ontology annotation, molecular function: gamma-tubulin binding. Gene Ontology annotation, biological process: microtubule nucleation; mitotic cell cycle. The transcript is spliced from 2 exons. Lineage: Eukaryota; Metazoa; Arthropoda; Insecta; Lepidoptera; Lycaenidae.
UGUAAAUAUUUAAUUAUCCAAUUACUUAUUUUAGUCUAAAAUCUUAAUACAAAAGUGCUCAAAAUUGCCAACUGAGUGCAUAAUAUAUCUAUAGUCUAAUAGUCUUGCACAUUACAUGUGUUAAAAUGUAUUUAUCGUCCGUUAGUUCUCGUUUGUUACUCAACGAUGUGAAUACAUGGGAUUUGAAGAAAUCCUACGGCUGCUAUGAGGGUAUUAUUAGAGAUGCUUCUUGGAGUGAUGAUAGCAAAUAUAUUUUACAGGUGAAUUCCACUGGCCAGGUGGAUAUAUUGAGCCCAGCAGACCAUGAUAUAAAAAGUGUUCUGCAAAUACCUCUUGACACCUGGUCGGCAUGUUUCCAUCGCGACGGUUUCAGGAAUAUUGCCAUUGGCACAAAAAGCGGCAAAGUCAUGAUUUGGGACACCAAAACUAAAUCUAUAACAAAGACACUUCAAACUCCCGCUAGGAGGUCGAGCAUAGCAUUCCUUAGCUAUAACACAAAGAAUACGAACCUAGCAGCAACAAUGCAGAGCGGCGAGACCAUUAUAUACAGUUUGGUCUCUAAUAUUCCAAUUUUAACAAUAAAGCUGUCUGGUACUGAAAGUAUUGCCGGAAUGAAGUUCCAUCAUGAGUCCAGGUCUCUUCUCGGUCUAGCCACCGAUGAAGGCCACAUCAUACUCAGAGAUGUAACAACAAAUAAAGACAAAGCUAUAUUUGAAAACGUACAUGCAUCACCUGUGAGCGACUUCACUUAUUCCCUUGUAAAUAAAGAUGUAAUGCUAUCGAGUGGCUUGGACAAAAUUAUGAAUGUUUAUGAUAUAAGAAUGCAAAAUGUAGUAUCAUCAACGCGUACAUCAUACACUCUAACUUCAAUAGCCAUUAAUGUCAAUAAUCAAGUUGCUAUAGGCUCAAGAAAUGGUCAUGUGCUCCUUUAUGAUUUGAGGGACUUGACAUGUCCUUUCAAAAUAUUAAGGGACCACACUGAAGAAGUAAGCAAGGUAGCCUUUCAACCGGCAAGAAGAAAAACUGCUUCCACAGAGCUGAGCCUGAGAGAAGAUGUUGAUGUAACUUCAUCAUUGAAAGUGCACUCUCCUGCAAGCGGAAGGACAUCAGAUAAUAUGUUUUUUGUCAAUGAUACUCCUCCAAAGCAUGAAGUAUCCGGGGUUGGUGAUAAUAAGGAGGACUCCUUCCUUGUGAUGCUCGGUCUCGACAAAUCAAACAUUGAUAAUGAUGAUGAUAUCAACAGAUCACUGAAUUUUGAAACAAAAAGCCACGAAAUGAGAUACCGUCAGUUGGAUACUGAGAAAAAUAUAAGCAAAGUAUCCACUCCACUGACUACAAGCAGGAAGACAGAUUUUGGAUUUCCAUCUCCAAUUUGUAUAUCAAAUGGUGAAGAUAAGAGAGGCUCAACUUGCAGUUUAUCAAAUAAUAUAAAACGAUCAAGUUCAAAUGUACAGAUCACCAACAAUAUUGAUUCUAAAUGUGUUGAUGAAUUAAAGGAUUUUAUUAACUUAACUCUGUCGUAUGUUGCUGAUGAUAAUAGGAACAAUUUUCUACAUAUCAUGAUGGCUUUGACUAAACAAAAGUUAUAUUUGGAAAAACAGUUGAAUAAUGUAAACCAACAGAUGCAGCAUUUGGUUCAAAAUCAAAAUGAUUUGGUUGAGGCAAACAGACAGUUAUCCUUGCAAGUUGAACAGUUAAAAUCACAACACAAUAUGUUUUAAGUUUAAUAAUCAAUAAGUAUUUUAAAUUAUUUAAGUAUCCAAUAAUGUUUUACUGGGUCUUUGAAACUCUUUAAAAAUACUUGCUUCGAGUACUAGAAUAAUAAAACAAAAAGACAGACAUUUUUUUUUUGCAUUAAAAUGAAUUUCAUGUUGAAUUAUAUUAUUAUUUGUAAAUUGUACUUGCAAUUAUUUUUAUCUUGCAAAAUCUCAGUAAAUGUUCAAUAUUAUUAAGUAUACAAUAUUA